Molecule: messenger RNA, 4078 nt
Organism: Oldenlandia corymbosa var. corymbosa
Lineage: Eukaryota; Viridiplantae; Streptophyta; Magnoliopsida; Gentianales; Rubiaceae
Source: the annotation of a GenBank genome assembly
AUCAACCUCAAGGUACGUUAAUUAGGUUGCUUCUGGUUAAUUUAUUUUUUGCUAAUUAAUUUUGGAGACCAUUAUUAAUUCUUGGUACAAACUACAAAGUUCUAUAUUUAUAAUGCGGGUUCCUGAGCUCAAAACUCAAAGCAAAGAAGAAAAAGAAAAACAAACAAAAGAAUCUGAUCAAUUCUUACACACUGGCAAAAAAAGAAAAAAUAAUGAUCUCUUUCAUUUUUCCAAUUUUAUGUUUGUUCCUUAGUUUCCUACCAAUCUUUUUGGGAGGGACUAAUAUUACCACUGAUCAAUAUGCGCUUCUGGCCUUCAAAAAUCUCAUUACAUCUGAUCCUGACCAAAUUCUUUCGAGGAAUUGGUCUGCCGAUCCUUCUCUUUCAGUUUGUGAUUGGAUUGGAGUCAGUUGUGGUUCUCGUCAUCGUAGAGUAACCGCCUUGAACGUUUCAUAUAUGGGUCUUUCAGGCACCAUAGCUCCAGAACUCGGGAAUCUUUCUUUUCUCGUCUCUCUGGAAAUGUAUGGUAAUAAUUUUCAUGGAGAGCUGCCAGAGGAAUUGUCUCGUCUGCGACGAUUGGAAGUUCUUGAUCUCAGCAUCAACAAUCUUGGGGGUGAUUUUCCAUCAUGGAUUGGUUACUUGAGUGAACUUCGGUUUUUGGAUUUAAUGAAUAAUAGUUUCACGGGUUCUAUCCCGACUUCUAUCUCUAACCUUUCCAGCCUUGAGGAGAUUGAAUUGUCAUGCAAUUCUCUUCGAGGAAGUAUCCCAAAAGGUAUCGGGAGUCUUCAAAAUUUGACAAUAUUUGAUAUCGAUCAUAACCAAAUUUCAGGCCUUAUUCCUCCAGAGAUAUUCAAUAUUUCUACACUCCAAGUUAUUGCUUUGAGGAAUAACAGCUUAUCAGGCCUUCUUCCUAUGUCUAUGUGCAACCAUCUUAAGAAUCUCUACUGGCUUAACCUGUCAAAGAACAAUUUAUAUGGUGAAAUACCAUCGAAUUUUUCUCAAUGCUUGGAACUGCAAAUGUUGGCCCUGUGCUACAAUGAAUUUGGUGGAUCCAUACCCAAAGAAAUCGGAAGCUUGAGGGCACUUGAUGAACUGUGUCUUAAGCAUAACAAUCUGAAAGGAGUUAUACCGAAAGAAAUUGGAAACUUGAAGGGCCUUCAAUAUCUUUAUCUUGAUGAGAACCGCCUGGAAGGGGAAGUACCAAAACCGUUUGGCGAUUUGAACAACUUGGAGGUGCUCGCCUUAGGUAGCAAUAAUUUAAGUGGUACCAUACCGGCUAAGAUUUUCAACAUUUCGACCCUAACGGCAAUAGGUUUAGAGUCUAAUAACCUAUCAGGGAAUCUUCCAUCAGACUUAUGUGGCAACCUUCCAAAUUUAGAACUUCUUUUUCUUGAGUCGAAUAAUCUUCAUGGUGAUAUACCUAAAUCAAUCUCAAACUGUUCUAAUCUCAAAGAGGUUGAUUUGAGCCGAAAUAACUUUGUGGGUACGAUUCCAGAGGGUUUUGGGAGACUCCUUGAAUGGUUGAAUUUAGGCAAAAACUACUUUACAAGUAGCCCUCGAACUAUGGAGCUUGAAUUUUUGAAUUCACUUACCAACUGUAAGGAUCUGAGGAUGCUAGAUGUGGGCGACAAUUUUUUGAAUGGGUAUCUCACUAAGUCAGUUGGGAAUCUUUCGACUUCUCUCAUGCAAUUCUAUAUACAAAAUAAUAACAUCAAGGGAAAGGUUCCGGAGGAAUUUGGUAAUUUGAGUAGUUUAAUUAUGUUAAACCUAGGAAAAAAUCAUCUAAGAGGUUCAAUUCCUGAAACAUUUAAAGGUUUGCAGAAACUUCAAGAAUUAUAUAUAGAUACCAAUGGAUUGAAAAGGGCAAUGCUUAAUCAAGUAUGUGGGUUGCCAAAAUUGGAAGGUUUAUUUCUAAGCAGAAAUCGUAUUUCAGAACCAAUUCCAGAAUGUCUGGGCAAUGUUACCGCUUUGAGGUAUCUUUAUCUAGAUUCAAAUAGAAUAAAUUCUUUCAUCCCUGUCAAAUUGUUGAACCUCAAAAAUCUCUUAGAACUUAACCUCUCUAAUAACCUUUUGAUGGGGGUUUUACCUCCUGAAAUUGGGUCAUUGAAAGUUGUGACGUUGCUAGAUUUUUCAAUCAAUCACCUUUCAAGUGUCAUUCCUAGCACAAUUAGAGGCUUAACGGACAUGAAGUAUCUAUCACUAGCACUCAACCAAUUUCAAGGUACAAUCCCCGAGUCACUUGGUGAGAUAAUUGCCAUAGAAACAUUGGACUUAUCACACAAUAAUCUCUCCGGUGUGAUUCCUAAGACAUUGGAGAAACUAAGAUAUCUUAAGUAUUUCAAUGUUUCUUUUAAUUGUCUAAGUGGUGAAAUUCCCAUGGGUGGUUCAUUUCAAGGCUUAACAAGUGAAUCCUUCAUUUUCAACAAAGCACUUUGCGGAGAUGAAAGGUUUGGUGUCCCUCCUUGCCAAAAAAGUUCACCCCAUGAAUUGAGACACCAUCAUAUAUCAAAGGUUUUAUUUGUUCUGCUUGGCUCAGCUUUCGUUGCGGGUGUCACUGCUUUUUUAUGCUUCUACUACCGUCGAUUCUUGACUAAAAGAAAAGUUCCAGUUCCAACAAUGAUCGAUUCAAUUUUACCCGUUGCACAAGAAAGGUUUAGUUACUAUCAACUUGCUCAAGCAACCGAUGGUUUUGAUGAGAGAAACUUAUUAGGGAAGGGGAGUUUUGGAUCAGUGUACAAAGGUGUCAUUGAUGACGGAAAAAUUGUUGCGAUUAAAGUGUUCAAUUUGGAAGUGCAGGGAGCAUUUAAAAGUUUUGACAGAGAAUGUGAAGUAUUACGUAAUCUUCGGCAUAGAAAUCUCACAAAAGUCAUUAGCAAUUGCUCAUCCCCAGAUUUCAAGGCAUUAAUACUUGAAUUCAUGUCGAAUGGUAGUCUUCAAAAGUUGUUGUACCCUCACAACUAUUUCUUAAAUUUCAUGCAACGGUUAGACAUCAUGAUUGAUGUGGCCUUGGCUUUGGAAUAUCUCCAUACCGGAUAUUUGACACCAGUAGUUCAUUGCGAUUUGAAGCCCAGCAACAUAUUAUUGGACCAUGAUAUGGUUGCACAUCUUAGUGAUUUUGGCAUUUCAAAAUUCUUAAGCCCAGAGAACACUGUCACGUACACCCAGACCAUUGCUACAUUAGGUUAUAUCGCACCAGGUAAAAAAAAUGGUUACUGAAAAUCGCAAAUUUAUUUUAUUCAUAAUAAUCUAUAUGGUAAACAUGGCACAUCUUGUCUCCUUAUCUUUAUUCUACGAGAUGUAUUGAUUGAUAAAUCGAUCUCUGCAGAGCAUGGAUUUGAAGGAUUAAUAUCGCCAAAAUGUGAUGUUUAUAGCUUUGGAAUAACGUUAAUGGAGGUUUUUACUGGAAAAAAACCGACCGAUGAUUUGUUUGAUGAAAACUUCAAUAUGGUGAGUUGGGUGAGCCAUUCAAUGUCCAAUGGAUUCACCACAGUACUAGAUGCUUGUAUUUUGAGUGAUGAAGAGGCAGAUUUCAAACUGAAAAUGCAAAGUUUAUAUUCCAUAAUGGAAGUGGCCCUAAAUUGUACAAAAAAGUCCCCGGCAGAAAGAAGCAGCAUAAAAGAUGUUGCUGCAGUACUGAAGAGGAUUAAACUUCAACUCCUCCAAUUUUAACUACAAUGAACCUCAAGUACCCUCCAUUUUUUUCCCCAUGCAUAAUGAUUAUUAUCUCAUCAUAUUGUGGCUAUUGUUGGGAUGCUUUUAAAGUAGAACUAUUAUUAAAAAUCUUUAUUUAAUCUAAAAAGUAUGCUGCCAUCAAAACUACUUCAUAAACCGCUAAGAAAUUUGGUUUCAGUUUUAGUGGAUCUUAGUACUCGCUCUUUAUUUUCUCCUUUUUUAUUUUUUUUCUUGAGAUAAAACCUUAAGUGUAUAAUAGUCUGUUCAUAGUGGCGCAUUGUUCACUGUAUCAUAUUUGAAAUUAAUAACGAGAUUUAAUUUAUAUAUAGAUAUAUUAUGUAUAGUGAGGUUUUGUAACUUGAACUCCCCUUUGUUUUUUAUUUUUGAUUUAUUAAUUCAGUCUCCAC